Messenger RNA from Trematomus bernacchii (emerald rockcod), 5696 nucleotides. It is a transcript of the gene myo3a, whose product is annotated as myosin IIIA. Gene Ontology annotation, molecular function: protein kinase activity; protein binding; ATP binding. The record is from RefSeq and is a predicted model, not a curated record. Gene Ontology annotation, biological process: protein phosphorylation. Lineage: Eukaryota; Metazoa; Chordata; Actinopteri; Perciformes; Nototheniidae. The transcript has 36 exons. Bases 1 to 5325 code for a protein of 1774 amino acids. Gene Ontology annotation, cellular component: myosin complex.
AUGUUUCCACAAUCAGGGAAAUCGAUUGUGUUCGACAACUUUCCAGAUCCUACUGACGCCUGGGACAUCAUCGAGACAAUCGGGAAAGGGACUUAUGGAAAAGUCUACAAGGUGCUCAACAAACUUGAUGGAAGUAAAGCGGCUGUAAAGAUACUGGAUCCCAUCCAUGAUAUUGAUGAGGAAAUCGAGGCAGAGUACAACAUCCUCAAAGCUCUUUCUGACCACACCAAUGUUGUCAAAUUCUACGGGAUGUACUACAAGAAGGAUGUGAAAUGUGGAGACCAGUUGUGGCUAGUACUGGAGCUCUGCAAUGGCGGCUCUGUGACAGAUCUGGCUAAAGGCAUGCUGAAGAGAGGAGACCGAAUGGAUGAAGCUAUUAUUGCAUACAUCUUGCAUGAGGCCCUUAUGGGCCUCCAGCACCUGCACGUCCACAAAACUAUUCACCGUGACGUCAAAGGCAACAACAUCCUGUUGACGACGCAUGGAGGUGUCAAACUCGUGGAUUUUGGUGUUUCUGCCCAGCUGACAAAUACCCGACUGAGGAGGAACACCUCUGUGGGAACUCCCUUCUGGAUGGCUCCCGAGGUAAUAGCGUGUGAGCAGCAGUUGGACUCAACCUACGAUGCUCGCUGUGAUGUGUGGUCACUCGGCAUCACUGCCAUAGAGCUGGGAGAUGGAGACCCUCCCCUCUCUGAACUCCACCCAAUGAGAGCCCUCUUCAAAAUACCCAGAAAUCCUCCGCCUACUCUCCACCAGCCGGAGCUGUGGUCAGACAACUUUAAUGACUUCAUCGGCAAAUGUCUGAUUAAGGAUUUUGAGCUGAGACCAAAUGUGCUAGACCUCCUCCAGCAUGUGUACAUCAAACAGACUGUUGGCAAAGUGAAAAUACUGCAGAAGCAACUGAUCGAACUCAUUGACCUCAACCAACAAAUAGGAGUGAUUGAUAAAACAAGCCAUCAUGGAAAGACAAACAGAAGCAGUGAAAGUAAUGACAGGCAUGAACGCAUCCACACUAAAAGAGGAGGCCAUAUGAAGACUCAGACUGAUGAUGAGGUGGACGACCUCGCCACCCUAGAAGUUCUGGAUGAGAACACGGUCACAGAGCAGCUCCAGAGUCGCUAUGGACGAGAUCAAAUUUACACAUAUGUGGGAGACAUCCUCAUCGCAGUCAAUCCUUUCCAUAAGAUGGAGAUAUACACUCCUCAGUUCACUAAAGUGUACAUAGGGGCUAAGCGCACAGCUAACCCCCCACACAUCUUUGCUGUGGCCGACGUCGCCUACCAGUCCAUGGUGUCAUACAACACAGACCAGUGUGUUGUGAUCAGUGGGGAAAGUGGAGCUGGGAAAACAGAGAGUGCGCAUUUGUUGGUACAGCAGCUGACAGUUCUUGGAAAGGCCAAUAAUCGGACACUUCAGGAGAAGAUCCUGCUGGUCAACAGCCUGGUGGAAGCUUUUGGAAAUGCCUGCACCGUCAUCAAUGACAACUCCAGCCGCUUUGGGAAGUACCUGGAGAUGAAGUUCACCUGCGGAGGAACAGUGGUCGGGGCGCAGAUAUCCGAGUACCUGCUGGAGAAAUCCAGAGUCAUCCACCAGGCAGUAGGGGAGAGGAACUUCCACAUCUUCUACUACAUUUAUGCCGGCCUGGCUGACAGGAAGAAACUAGCCCAUUACAGGCUCUCCGACAGCAAAACACCUAAGUAUCUGUGUAACGAGCAUAUUAAAUUAGGGCCUGACAUAGUGAGCAACACCUUCUACAAGGAGCAGUUUGAUGCAGUGGAGCAGUGUUUCAAAGUCAUUGGAUUCAGCCUGGAGGAGCUGGGCAGUGUUUACAGCACUCUGGCCGCCAUCCUCAACUCAGGCGAUAUCGAGUUUUCUCCGGUUGCGACGGAGCAUCAAACCGACAAGAGCAACAUAUCCAAUAAUUCUGUCCUGGAGAACGUGGCAUCCCUGCUGUGUAUCCGCUCUGAUGAGCUCCAGGAAGCCCUGACCUCCCACUGUGUUGUGGCCCGGGGAGAGACCAUCGUCAGGCCCAACACAGUGGAAAAGGCGGCGGAGGUGAGAGACGCCAUGGGCAAGGCUCUGUACGGCCGCCUCUUCAGCUGGAUAGUCAACCGCAUCAACGCACUGCUGCGACCCGACAGCCAGCUAGGAGAGGAUGAAAAGGGCUUGAACAUCGGCAUACUGGACAUCUUCGGCUUUGAGAACUUUAAGAAGAACUCUUUCGAGCAGCUCUGCAUCAACAUCGCCAACGAGCAGAUCCAGUUUUACUUCAACCAGCACAUAUUUGCUUGGGAGCAGGAUGAGUACCUGAAUGAGGAGGUGGACGCUCGGAUGAUCGAGUAUGAGGACAACAGGCCCCUCCUGGACCUGUUCCUGCAGAAGCCCAUGGGGAUGCUUUCCCUUCUGGAUGAGGAGAGUCGCUUCCCACAGGCCACUGACCAGACCCUCGUAGAAAAAUUUGAAGAUAACCUGAAGACCAAAAGCUUCUGGAGACCAAAGAGGGUGGACCUUGGCUUUGGUAUUCACCACUACGCUGGAAAGGUGAUUUACAACGCUGCAGGCUUCUUGGCCAAGAACAGAGACAUGUUACCAGCCGACAUCGUCCUGCUGCUGAGAUCGUCAGAAAAUGAGCUCACUCGCAAACUUGUCACCCAUCCGCUCACCAAAACAGGCAACCUUGCCCACACCAAGGGUAAAGGCAUAAACACAAUGCGCAGCCCGCGGACCCCGUCACGCACCAUCACCUUCGCCAAGCAGGGAGAAUCAGUGGACACGCCUUACCACCCGAGAGAAACCACCAACAUGAGAACACAGACAGUGGCCUCCUACUUCAGGUACUCUCUGAUGGACCUGCUGUCCAAGAUGGUGUCAGGGCAGCCUCACUUUGUGCGCUGUAUAAAGCCAAACAACGAUCGCCAAGCCAAUAAGUUUGACCGGGAGAAGGUUCUGGUUCAGCUGCGAUACACUGGAGUUCUGGAGACAGCCAAGAUCAGACGGCAGGGCUACUCUCACCGCAUCGUGUUUUCUAACUUCAUGAAGAGGUACUACAUAUUGGCUUUCCAUGCUGAUGAGGAGCCAGCUGUGACUCAGGAAUCAUGCGCUGCAAUACUGGAGAAGGCCAAGCUGGAAAACUGGGCAAUGGGGAAGACUAAGGUGUUCCUCAAGUACUACCACGUGGAGCAUCUGAACCUGAUGGUGCAGCAGGCCACUCAUCGGAUCAUCCUGCUCCAGGCUUACGUCCGAGGCUGGCUGGGAGCCAAGCGAUACCGGCGGACAUUAAAGGAGCGAGAACAGAGUGCUCUGGUGCUGCAGUCAGCUUACAGAGGAAAUAAAGUUCGCAAGAAGGCGGCCGGCGACAAAAGCAAAGCCAAAUUUGAGGCCUUCAUUGUCCAGUUUCAGGCUGUGUGCAGGGGCUAUCUUGCAAAAAAGAAAUACAAGGAGUUGGUGGAUGAGAAGAACAAAGCUGCAACCAAGAUUCAGGCUCGCUACCGAGGACACAAGGAAAGGAAAAGCUUCAAAAGAAAACAGGAAGAGAAAGCAGAGAAAGCCCUUAAAGAAAAAGAGGAAGAAGAAGCAGCUAAGACCCCCAACGGAGAAGACUCCACUGCUGCCGUCAACGAAGCAGGUAACGAGGAAGAUGAAACUAAAGCUGCUGUGGUUCUCCAGAGCAACUUCAGGGGCUACAAAGAGAGAAAAAAGUUUAAGGAGAGAAAAAAAACAAUGGCCGGGGCUGAAUUAGACGAUCACACACAGGUGCCGGAAGAUGAUGAAAAUUCAGAAAUUGCAGAUGUAGCAAUGAUUGAAGUAGCCCUGUCAGAAGAUGCUGGAAAAGAAGGGCAGGAGGAGGACAAGAUGGAGGAGAAUGAAGAAGAAAACGCUGCAGGAGAAGACGCUGUCAAUGUGGAAGAAGAAACCAAGGCUGCCACUGUCCUCCAGAGUAACUUCAGAGGUCACAAAGAGAGGAAGAGGUUGCAGGACGAAGGCAAGAUCCCAGUUAGGAAACAGAAAGCAACAAGUCCUGCUGGUGAAGAAGAACAUCCCACAGUGAGCACAGGAGAGGAAGAGGUGCAAACUCCAGCAGAGGAAGUAUCAGACAAAGAAGAACCCAACGAAGCUCAAGUUGCUGCAGACGUCAAGUCAGAUGACCAAGAUGAGGCCAAAGCAGCAGUGGUGCUCCAGAGCAACUUCCGCGGCCACAAGGAGCGCAAACGACUCGAGGAGGAAGGCAAGAUCCCGAAGAGGAAGAAGAAGGAAGUAGAAGAGCCUCCGAAGGAAGAACAACAGGUAACGCCAGAAGAAUCAGUGCCAGAAUCCCAGCAGGAUGCUUCUCCGGAGAACUCGGGGGGACUGGAUGAGGAAAAAGCUGCUACAGUCCUCCAGAGUAACUUCAGAGGACAUCGGGACCGAAAGAAGCUGAAAGCAGAGAGAAAGAAUAAAACAACGGAAGAGUCAGCGCACGAUGCAGAGGAGGACACUAAAGAGGAGGCAGAGGAAGAAGCCCUGGAUGUUGGGGACGUGACGAUUGAAAGGAAAGACGAGACAGAUGCUGAGAGAGAGAGGCUGGAGGAAGAGCAGGCCGCAGUGAAGAUCCAGAGCAACUUCAGAGGGUACAAAGACCGGAAGAACCUGAGGGCCAACAAGCAGACAGCACAGACAGAAGCUGCACAACUAGUGAGCUUCUCCAAAGAGAUCGCAAAGACUUCUCAGGACUUCAUGUCGCUGCAGCAUAAGUUAAAUGAGAUCAUCCAGGCCCAUCAAUCAAACCCAGAGAACAAUGGCAUGUUUGUGAGAGGAAAAGCGAUGAAUGGCUAUCCUCCUCAGAAUCAACAAUCAGCCGAGAAGAGACAGUCGAGGACCCCCCGCAGGACCCAGCAGCCAAAGACCCUCAACACUCCGGAGGACUCCACCUACUACAACCUAAUUCAUCGGUCCGUCCAGGAUGAUAAACGCAAGCCCAGGAAAGAGGAUCCAGGGAAGCUGCUGGAUGUAGAGGACCAGUACUACAGGGAGCUGUCCACCAGCAGCUCUGAACCCAGCAUCUCCUCCAAGGACACGUCCCCCAGCAGCAGGCCGGAGAGGAGGAGGUCCAUGGAGAGGAGGAGGUCCAUGGAGAGGAGGCCGUCUGCAAAACAGACAGCAGCUGGCAGCAGACCGACCCGAGCGAGGGCCGUCACUGAACCAGAGCCUGCCAAACCUGUCGGGGACAACAGGCGCUCUUUUCCCAGAAUGUCCUCCACAGAGAGUCGGACAGAGGACAACCCGUACGACUUCAGACAUCUACUGAGGAAGACCUCCCAGAGACGAAAGCUCAUCAAACAGUACUGAACACAUGACUCAAUUUUUGGCAAUUAAUACUCAUGAUAAAUGAGUAUUUUAUUCUGUUAAGUUGUGGAAAUGAAAAGCAUUGACGGCAUUGAUGAGGGUCACCACAUAACAUAGACAGGAUGAAGGUUAAUGUAAAGCUUUACCCAUGACACUGUAAAUGAAGGUUUUAUUGACGUUAUUUGUAAACUAGACAUUGUUGCUUUCGCUCAUGUUGCUGUUUUAAUGUCCUCUCUGGUUAGUCCAAUAAUGUAAGGUUGUCCAUAUCAAUUUAAAAACCAAAUACAACUGUAUAAAAAAAAGAGAUCAUGUAAAUACAAAUGCCAUGCUCUUCAACUUGAACAAAUGUCAUUUGUUUUUAAGAAUGUAUCUUU